AUCGAUUAUCAGACAACCCGGUCAUUGUCGCUUCGUUCCACCAUGGCCAAGUCCAAAGCAGCCAAGCGCAAGCGCAAUGCGCAAAUUGAUCUUCCACAGAAACAAGCGAAGCCCUCGUCCACAUUGACGCCUCCUCCCGAUGGCACCAACCUCGAGCCGAAGCAUCUUAACACCAUUGUUUCCGACGAAGAUCUCGAAAUUACCGUCGAAACCCUUACAGCACUCGCACAAUACCCCGGCCUGACCAAAUCGAAGGCAUGCAAGGAUCUUCGAGUAGCGGUUUAUGAUUUCCGCCAGGCCUGUACUACAGGCGUCAACAAUUCUGAGGGUGCCAACCUGACGGCGCGAAUUACCGGUGCAUUGGCUGAUGGCAAAUACAUGGAGGCUAAGAUCUUACUUGCCGAGAUGAGGAUCAGAGGCGAACAGCCCAAGAUUGGAGCAUUAUGUCGUUGGGUUCGAGACUUGGAUGUGGUCAGUGGCCUUUCGACACAGCCCGGAGAGACCGAUCGGGUCGUCGAGCGUAGCGCAAAAGACCUCGAACUCCUCGGCGUUCUCGAUGCCGUCUUGCGUGUUAGCACUCCGAUCGAUACCAAUCCGAAAGCCGCCUUCUCCACUUCUCCAAUCGCUUUCCAGUCUAUCUGGGACCUGCGACCCUCAACAGAAUCUCUCCCAGUCUACGCUUCCGUACUCGACAAGACGAUCCUGGCCGAGGCACCUACCUCUCCCUCUGCUAUCCGCGUCAUUGAAACUACCCCCGGUCCGCUCCGCAAACCUCCAAAUCACCAUCCCGCCAUUCUCUACACUACCGCACCCAAUGCUGUCCCUUUGGCUCCUGUCGGGCCAACAAUCACAUAUCACCCACAUCCCGCGGUGCCGGGCCUCGGCGUGGCCAUGGACGUGCUCUCCCCUUCAGAAUGCAAGGCAAUCAUUGCUGCCGGUGAAUCUGUGAACUUCCUGCCCGACGCGCCUCUCCGCGAGGAUGGAGACAUCAGCAUCCUGGCUCACAACUUCUACUGGGUUGUAGACACUACUUUCCACGACCUCCUUUGGGCGCGUAUUUCUCCCUAUGUGCCUGCCUCGAUCAACGGUCGCCUAGUCAGAGGUAUCAACCGGCGGUUCCGUGUGUAUAGAUACGUCCCGGGUGCGGAGUACCGCUGCCACAUCGAUGGCGCGUGGCCACCGUCAGGCAUUCUCCCUGACGACACGUACGUGUACGACGCCUCGCCGGAAGACAAGAAACAGAGCUCCAUGUACACAUUCUUGCUGUACCUCAACGACGAGUUUGAGGGUGGAGAGACAACCUUCUUUAUGCCCGCGGCGCGGGAGGGAACUCUGAAUGCUUACCCGGUCCGACCUGUGAUGGGAUCCGUUGCCAUUUUCCCACAUGGAGAGGCCAACGGAGCUUUGUUGCAUGAAGGGACGGGAGUCAGAAAAGGGGCAAAAUACAUUAUCCGAACCGACGUCGAGUACGAUGUCAAGCCCUCCGAGGAGUGAAAAGCCACGUAUACAAGGAGCAUGACCCUGAACGGUAGACGGCGGUGCCCGUCAAAGGCGAUUGCGUAACGAUUAACGACCAAAAAAGUGUCAGAGCAAUUAUAAAAGCC
Penicillium brasilianum is the source of this 1604-nucleotide messenger RNA. NCBI's taxonomy places the organism in Eukaryota, Fungi, Ascomycota, Eurotiomycetes, Eurotiales, Aspergillaceae. The record is from the annotation of a GenBank genome assembly.